Ailuropoda melanoleuca (giant panda) is the source of this 4463-nucleotide messenger RNA. It is a transcript of the gene LDLR, whose product is annotated as low density lipoprotein receptor. The coding region runs from base 130 to 2703 and encodes 857 amino acids. Lineage: Eukaryota; Metazoa; Chordata; Mammalia; Carnivora; Ursidae. Gene Ontology annotation, cellular component: signaling receptor complex; plasma membrane; apical plasma membrane. The transcript has 18 exons. Gene Ontology annotation, biological process: receptor-mediated endocytosis. Gene Ontology annotation, molecular function: protein binding; hormone binding; calcium ion binding. The record is from RefSeq and is a predicted model, not a curated record.
CAUAGAAAUGCUGCAAAUGACUGGGGCCCCGCGUGCAUUUGCCGCCCGAGCUCUCGAAGCCCGGGUUUCCUGCACGGACUUUACGGACCAAGGCCCGGGCUAGCGCCCUCGCUGGCGGAGGCUGGGAGCAUGAGACCCGCGGGCUGGGGGCUGUGCUGGGCCAUCGCCCUGCUCCUCGCAGCGACUGGGGCGGCAGUGGAAGACACGUGUGGGAGAAACGAGUUCCAGUGCCAAGAUGGGAAGUGCAUCUCCUACAAGUGGGUUUGUGACGGGAGCGCCGAGUGCCUGGAUGCCUCCGAUGAGUCCCAGGAGACCUGCAUGUCUGUCACCUGCAAGUCUGGGGACUUCAGCUGUGGCGGCCGUGUCAACCGCUGCAUCCCUCAGCCCUGGCGAUGUGACGGCCAGGUGGACUGCGAGAACGGCUCCGACGAGCAAGGCUGUCUGCCCAGAACGUGCGCCCAGAAUGAGUUCCGCUGCCAGGAUGGGAAGUGCAUCGCCCUGGAUUUCGUCUGUGAUUCGGAUCGGGACUGUUUGGACGGGUCCGACGAGGCGUCCUGCCCCAUGCCCACCUGCGGCCCUGCCAGCUUCCAGUGCAACAACUCUGCCUGCAUCCCCGAUCUGUGGGCUUGUGACGGCGACCCCGACUGCAAGGAUGGCUCAGAUGAGUGGCCGCAGCGCUGUGGGGGCCGCAACACGUCAGCCCCCCAACGGGACAAUGGCCCUUGCUCGUCCCUCGAAUUCUACUGCCGGAGCGGCGAAUGCAUCCACUCCAGCUGGCGCUGUGACGGCGGCCCUGACUGCAAGGACAAGUCCGAUGAGGAGAACUGCACUGUGGCCACGUGCCGGCCUGAUGAGUUCCAGUGCUCGGACGGGACCUGUAUCCACGGCAGCCGGCAGUGCAACAGGGAGAAUGACUGUAAGGACAUGAGCGACGAGCUCGGCUGCAUCAACGUGACGCUGUGUGAGGGCCCCAACAAGUUCAAGUGCCACAGCGGCGAAUGCAUCACACUGGACAAAGUGUGCAACUCGAUCAGGGACUGUCGGGACUGGUCGGACGAGCCCCUCAAGGAGUGCGGGACCAACGAGUGUCUGGACAACAAGGGCGGCUGCUCCCACAUCUGCAACGACCUCAAGAUGGGCUAUGAGUGUUUGUGCCCUAAGGGCUUCCGGCUGGUGGACCAGCGAAGAUGCGAAGAUAUUGACGAGUGUCAGGAUCCCGACGUGUGCAGCCAGCUGUGCGUGAAUCUCGAGGGCAGCUACAAGUGCGACUGUGAGGAGGGCUUCCAGCUGGACCCCCACACCAAGGCCUGCAAGGCUGUGGGCAACAUCGCCUACCUCUUUUUCACCAACCGCCACGAGGUGCGGAAGAUGACCCUGGACCGCAGUGAAUACACCAGCCUCAUCCCGAACCUGAAGAACGUCGUGGCCCUAGACAUGGAGGUGGCCCGCAACAGAAUCUACUGGUCUGACCUGUCCCAGAGGAAGAUCUACAGUACCCAUAUCGACAGAGCCACCAGCUUCUCCUCCUAUGACACUGUCAUCAGCGAGGACCUCCAGGCCCCCGACGGGCUGGCAGUGGACUGGAUCCACAGCAACAUAUACUGGACAGACUCCGUCCUGGGCACUGUCUCCGUGGCGGACACCAAGGGUGUGAAGAGAAAGACGCUCUUCAAGGAGAAAGGCUCCAAGCCGCGUGCCAUCGUGGUGGACCCCGUGCAUGGCUUCAUGUACUGGACAGAUUGGGGAACCCCUGCCAAGAUCAAGAAGGGGGGUCUGAAUGGUGUUGACGUUUACUCGCUUGUCACGGAAGACAUCCAGUGGCCCAAUGGCAUCACCCUGGAUCUUUCUGGUGGCCGCCUCUACUGGGUUGACUCCAAGCUCCACUCCAUCUCCAGCAUUGACGUCAACGGCGGGAACCGGAAGAUCGUUUUGGAGGACAAGAAAAAGCUGGCGCACCCCUUCUCCUUGGCCAUCUUCGAGGAUAAAAUAUUUUGGACAGACAUCAUCAACGAAGCCAUUUUCAGUGCCAACCGUCUCACAGGCUCAGACAUUAAUUUGGUGGCAGAAAACCUGUUGUCUCCAGAGGACAUUGUCCUUUUUCACAACCUCACACAGCCAAGAGGGGUGAACUGGUGUGAGAGGACCGCCCUCCGCAAUGGUGGCUGCCAGUACCUGUGUCUCCCAGCCCCGCAGAUCAACCCCCACUCGCCCAAGUUCACCUGUGCCUGCCCUGAUGGCAUGCUGCUGGCCAAGGACAUGAGGAGCUGCCUCAUAGGGGCGGAACCUGGAACGACCACCCGGGGUACCUCCACGGUCACAGUCAGGCCGACAGUCCGCUCCACGGCCGUGGAGCCAAAGCACACAGCCAGCCCGUGGUCCGUGGCCAGCCCUGAGUUCACCACGGCAGAGACGGUGACGAUGUCCCAACACGCCCUGGGAGAUGCCGCCAGCAGAGGAGAUGAGGAGAAGCCAAGGAGCGUGGGGGCUCUGUACAUCAUCCUCCCCAUUGUCCUGCUCAUCCUGCUGUGUUUCGGGACCUUCCUCCUCUGGAAGAACUGGCGGCUCAAGAGCGUCAACAGCAUCAACUUUGACAACCCCGUGUACCAGAAGACCACGGAGGAUGAGGUCCACAUCUGCUACAGCCAGGACGGCUACACCUACCCUUCGAGACAGAUGGUCAGCCUGGAGGAUGAUGUGGCGUGAGCUGCUGCCUCGAGUCCUGUCCUUCCCCCGAACCUGCUGCCGGUCACGGGCAGGAAGAACACUUUCUCCCCGGACCCUUGACCUGCCCCAAACCCUUCCUGAGACCUUGACGCCCUCCCGUUUCAUGCAAAGAUCAGAAGUGAACCCAAAGCACCGCUGGCGGCCGCAGCCUCAGCACCGGCAGCCGCUUGGCCUGUCCUGCCAGAGCUUUGUUCUAUAUAUUUAUUCGUCUGGGAGGCAGAACGGGCUUCUAACGGCGCACACGCAACGGGUUUAAGUUGGGAUUUUUUUUUUCUUUCUUCCUCUAUGAACAGUGGAGAAGAGAAGGCCGAAAGAGCUGGGGAGGGUGCAUUUCUGCCCUCUCCAGGGACUGCUCCCUUCUCCCCACCUUGCAGGACUGCCAGAGGGACACAGGAGUGAAGGGAAGGGGCUUGGAACUCGAUAGAGCAAGCCCUACCCACAAGGUCCUGGGUAGCUGCUCUACCCUUACCUCCUAGCCUGAGCCCCCAAACUCAGGAGUAAAUGUACUCCCCUCUCCCUUGCUGGACAGCCAGAGUUCGCUUUUGCUUUGUUACCCCUCGGAUCUGGAUCAAACUCGCGUUUUCCGAGCGAGGUCUGUACCCUCUCUUGAUGCCAACACCGGCAUCCAUCUUGACCUGGCCGAAUCCAGCAUGCCGGGGUUGGGGCCUAGUGAGCCCCAUUCAUUCACCAAAACCUUCACCAUUCCCAGGGUAAGCCUGAGCCACCAGUUGCCCUUAAUAUUAAGUGCCUGAGAUACCCACUUAGCUGAUGCGUGAAGACAGUGGCCUCCAGCCUCUAAGAGCAUCCUGUGGUCUGGGUGUGGCGGUCUGGACCCCAGCCCCCGUGCCUGCCCCAGCCUUCUCCAGGUCCCCGUGCACUUUUUUUUUUUUUUUUUUUAAGUUCAGGGCUGUAUCUCGUGUAAAGCUGACAUUACUAUUUUGCACUGGUUUCUGUUCGGUUGGGAUGGGCUCCCGGGUGGGCCAGGGCCCGCGUGGAUGAAUGUGAGAUCUUAGGGCCUCUUCCCCCACCAGGCGCCUCAAGGCCGCCGUCAUGACUAUCCCACUAGUGUUUCCGCUUCUAUGCAGAUGCCCCUAAGCCAUUAAUUUCCCCAGCAACGUAGUUAUCGUUGACGGGUGUCCCCUGAAAAUAUGCAUGGCAUUUUAGCCCUGUAAGACCUCCCCUGGGCUUGGUCAUUUUAUGGGACUUCUUAAAACCGUCUUUCUGAUACUAUCAUCCGUGUCACAGUUAUGACCAAAGAGAGAAGAGGCAGCUCCCUGUGGCUUCCUGCCUGACGUCCAGGGCCUGCCCGUUGCUCACCGCAUGACCACCCAACACUGUGCCUACCCCGUAGGAAACUGUGAAAGCAUGUAAAUAAUCCCUUGUACAGACAUGGGGUGGGGGGGGCUUUUUUGUUAUGUUUGCACUUUGUAUAUUUGUUAAACAUUUAUCACUUAUAUAUAUGAAACAAAGAUCUAUUUAUUUUUGCAAACCCUGGUUGCUGCACUGCUGACCCCUCCGGGGGCUCUGCCUUGGGGGGAGUCGUCUCUGAGACGUCUCUUCUUUUUGUACAAAGAUUUGCGCAAAGCUCUUCGGGAGAAUCGUGUCUGUGUUGUAUAUAUGGUGUGUGCUUUGCGGGGGAUGGGAAUCGCUUUUUAAACCACUGUAUAGAAUGUUUUUAUAUCCUGAGUGUCUUACUGUGAUCGAUUACAUUUCUUAAAUGAACCUCUUGGCGAAACCUG